Molecule: messenger RNA, 1730 nt
Organism: Brachypodium distachyon (stiff brome)
Lineage: Eukaryota; Viridiplantae; Streptophyta; Magnoliopsida; Poales; Poaceae
Product: phosphatidylinositol:ceramide inositolphosphotransferase
Exons: 12
Coding region: 373-1353 (326 amino acids)
Biological process (GO): ceramide biosynthetic process
Cellular component (GO): trans-Golgi network; endoplasmic reticulum membrane; Golgi membrane
Molecular function (GO): sphingomyelin synthase activity; inositol phosphoceramide synthase activity; ceramide cholinephosphotransferase activity
Source: RefSeq, a predicted model, not a curated record
UUUUACCAAAACGCCCACUUCCCUGCCCCGUUUUCGCGAACCACCCUCCCAUCCCCGAUUCAAACCGUCGACGCCGUCGCCGCGUGACUCCUCAGCGGCAGCCUCACCACACCCACCUCCACUCGUCGCUCGCCUCACCGGAGAUUACGUUGACGCACCUGCUCUCUCCUCGCUGAGGGGCCCCAAAGUUAGCAGCUCCGGGUUCGUCGUCCACUCAGUGGCGGCGGCGGCGGCGAUCUCGCGGCGGUUCCGAGGCACCGAAAUUCCCGCGCGAGAUGCCGAGAUCCCAGCAGUGAUGUGCGGAUCGGAGCAUGGGUUUGACCCCGCACGGAGUUAGCUGUAAGCGGCGGACGGGGAACGAGAGCUGCAGCCAUGCCGAUUUACAUCGCGCGCGAGGCAACCAAGCUAUGGAGGAAGGUGAGCGCGGAAACGGCGCUGGAGCUGCAGCUUCUGUUCGAGAAGUGGCGCUUGCUCCUUGCCGGGAUUGUGUUUCAGUACAUCCAUGGAUUGGCUGCUCGAGGAGUACAUUACUUGCAUCGGCCCGGGCCACUACUCCAGGACAUGGGAUUUAUGGCCCUUCCGGAGCUCGGGCAAGACAAAGGUUAUCUUAGUGAGACUGUAUUCACUUCCAUCUUCAUUUCGUUUCUGUUGUGGAGUUUUCACCCUUUUAUUUAUCAUAGCAAACGUUUCUACACAGUUCUCCUCUGGCGCAGGGUGCUUGCAUUUUUAGUCGCUUCACAGUUUUUACGAAUUAUUACAUUCUAUUCCACUCAGCUUCCUGGUCCAAAUUAUCACUGCCGUGAGGGCUCGAAACUGGCCACUCUUCCACCACCGAAUAAUGUUCUUGAAGUGCUCCUGAUCAACUUUCCUCGUGGAGUGCUUUUUGGCUGUGGUGAUCUGAUAUUUUCGUCUCACAUGAUCUUCACUCUUGUUUUCGUGCGUACAUACCAUAAGUAUGGAUCGAGAAGGUUGAUUAAGCUAUUUGCUUGGCUGAUGGCUGUAAUCCAAAGUCUUCUUAUCAUUGCUUCUCGCAAGCACUACACUGUGGAUGUUGUUGUUGCUUGGUAUACAGUCAAUUUGGUUGUAUUCUUUGUUGACAAGAAUCUCCCAGAAAUGCCAGAUCGUACAAGCGGAUCAUCUUUGCUUCCAGUAAGCACAAAAGAUAAAGAUGACAGGACAAAUGAAGAGCUCCAUAAGCCUGAGAAGGACAGCAAAAUGAAGGACGAGUUCCAUAAGUUGUUGAACGGAAACACUGUUGAUUCUACUGAUCGGCGACAACGGCUGCAGAUGAACGGAAAGCAUGGCGAAGACAUCAACCACACACUCUCUGAUGCCACUCCCAACGGUACAUGAUCAGCUGCUUUUAGUAGGGUGCUUGUCUUUCAAAUCUACAGAGGAAUCUGCAGGGAGAAAAAAUUGCCUGCUGCUCCGGCAGCAUUUUGUUCAGCAAUCCCGUGGUACUACGACCAGUGAUGAAUUACCCAAGGCGCCGAAGAAGUCAUCACGCUGUAAAGAACUGAACCAUAAUCUCAGGUUGUCGUCACAGUAUGGAUUCCCUAUUUAUCGAUUCUUUAGAUCUACUGUUUAGAUGUCAGCAUGACCGAAAGCUUUGAGAUGAUGUGAAAACGCCUAGCUGGAAAACGUGAUUUAGGUGAAAUUGAUACGAGAAAGUAAAUUUGGUCUCGAUGCAUAUAAUCAAUUAAUGAUGACCUUUUAGUCGUUUUUAUGUC